CCCAACUAGCCCCCGAGGGCGUCUGCUACUCUUCUCCUGUCAUAUACGAUUUUCUCUCCCCUGGGCGGCGGCGAAGGGAAGGGAAGAGAGGGGAGCGACGGCGGGAUGGCGAGCGUGUACAUACCGGUGCAGGGGACGGAGGAGGAGGUGCGGGUGGCGCUGGACCACCUCCCCGCCGACGCCUCCGACAUCCUCGACAUCCUCAAGGCCGAGCAAGCUCCGCUCCACCUCUGGCUCAUCAUCGCGAGAGAAUACUUCAAGCAAGGGAAGCUCGAACAGUUCCGGCAGAUUUUAGAGGAAGGAUCUGGCCCAGAAAUCGAUGAUUAUUAUGCUGAUGUGAAGUAUGAGCGGAUAGCUAUCCUUAAUGCUUUGGGUGCUUUUCAUACUUUCUUGGGAAAGGCUGAGAAAGCACCACAGAAGGAAGUGCAUUUCAAAGAUGCGACUCAGUACUACAAUAGGGCGUCGAGGAUAGAUGAAACUGAACCUUCUACCUGGAUUGGAAGAGGUCAACUCUGCGUGGCCAAGGGUGAGUUGCAAAUGGCAUCUGACUCAUUCAAGAUUGUUUUGGAUGAGGAUGGGGAUAAUUUCCCAGCCCUUCUUGGUCAGGCUUCUGUUUAUUUCCUGAUGGGUGAUACGGAACAACAACACAAGAAAGCUUUGGAAUGUUAUAAGAACUCACUAGAACUCUAUAAGAGAGCUCUGCGGGGAUAUGCAGAUUGUCCUGCUGCUGUAAGGCUUGGUAUAGCUUUUUGUCGAUACAAACUUGGUCAGCUAGACAGGGCCCGACAAGCUUUUGAUAGAGUCUUACAGUUGGACCCUGAAAACUUUGAUGCGCUAGUAGCACUUGCGAUCAUGGAUUUGCAAACAAAUGAAGCUGGUGAAAUUCGCAGUGGGAUGGAGAAAAUGAGAAGAGCCUUUGAAAUUUAUCCUUAUUGCACUUUGGCACUCAACCACCUGGCCAACCAUUAUUUCUUUACUGGCCAGCAUUUUGUGGUUGAGCAACUGAGUGAGACUGCUCUGUCUUCAAGCAGUCAUGGACUACUGAAAUCACAAUCCUACUAUAACUUAGCCAGAUCAUACCAUAGUAAGGGUGAUUUUGAGACUGCUGGACGGUAUUAUAUGGCAUCUGUCAAAGAAGUCAAUAAACCGCAAGACUUUGUGUUGCCAUUUGUUGGCCUUGGUCAAAUACAAUUAAAAUUCGGUGACUUCAAACGUUCCUUAGCUAGCUUCGAGAAAGUGCUGGAGGUACACCCCGAAAAUUGUGAAAGUUUGAAGGCUAUUGGGAACAUCUAUGCAAACUUGGGUGAGAAUGACAAAGCCAUAGAAACCUUUAAGAAGGUUACACGGAUUGAUCCAAAAGAUCACCAGGUAGUCAUUCGUCUCUUUCUCCUUUUUAGUGAAUAAUUUGUAAACCAUAAAUUCAUU
This is a messenger RNA of Triticum urartu, 1425 nucleotides long. The record is from RefSeq and is a predicted model, not a curated record. Lineage: Eukaryota; Viridiplantae; Streptophyta; Magnoliopsida; Poales; Poaceae.